Orbilia oligospora ATCC 24927 is the source of this 501-nucleotide messenger RNA. RefSeq lists its product as uncharacterized. Gene Ontology annotation, molecular function: nascent polypeptide-associated complex binding. The transcript is spliced from 3 exons. Lineage: Eukaryota; Fungi; Ascomycota; Orbiliomycetes; Orbiliales; Orbiliaceae. The record is from RefSeq and is a predicted model, not a curated record. Bases 1 to 501 code for a protein of 166 amino acids. Gene Ontology annotation, cellular component: mitochondrial outer membrane.
AUGUCAUACGCCGAAAUUGCCGCAAAGGGUGGUCCUCAGGAUCCUGAAGAGGUAUAUACCGCUCCACCAGUUCCCGAAAUCGUUCCCAGCGAUUCCUCUGUCGCUUCAUUAGUGGAUGUUGACUCUGGUAUCUCUGUCGUCUCUUCCGACUUCCCGAACCAACCAGUAAAGACCUAUACUCAAGCCGAGCGUAUAGAACUCGAGGCCGCUGUUGAGGCAGAAGAGAGCGCUGCUCGUGAAGCGGCAGCGAAGAAGAAGAAGAAGGGAGGAAAGAGUGAAUCAGACCUUGUAGUAUGGCUCAAGGACCCAGUUCACUCUGGUGGCGCAAUCGUCAGCACAGUUCUUGUUGUUGGAUUGGGAGUUGUUGGGUGGAGAAAGUACAGGCUUGGACAGUUCUCGUGGUCAACGGCGGGUAUUGGGGCUGGUAUACUGGCGGGUGUCAGCUUGGUGGAGUACUUUGUUGGAAAGUUCGCACAAAGCUAUCUUACUAAGAGGAAGUAG